Molecule: messenger RNA, 1051 nt
Organism: Struthio camelus australis
Lineage: Eukaryota; Metazoa; Chordata; Aves; Struthioniformes; Struthionidae
Source: RefSeq, a predicted model, not a curated record
AUGGCCUGCUGCGGUGACCUCAGUGCUGAAAAUCUAAAGGAAGAUGCCACGGAGCUGUCCCUACUGGUCCGUGGUGGGUGGAAAACCAUCCUCUUCAACAUCGUCCCUGUGGUGAGGAAGCAGCAGGAGCCGCUUGAGCUCAGUGGGCGGCAGAGUGACCGGGGCUUCCCUGAAGGCAGCCUCCAGAAGGCCACGCAAGAGGCCCACUUCGUCCCUGCCUCUCCCUAUUGCUGGAAAUCCUCCACUCACCUUCCUGUCCUGAAGCUGCUCCAUGCAGUGGGCACUCUGAAGGGUCCCCGUCUAGACAGCCUCCGUCUGCUUGACCAGGUCAACUGUGAGGAGUGGAGGGAGGAGGGCAAAAAAGGUGGCCUCACGUUCGACCACCUGAAGAUGGUGCUGCUGUGGAGCACCGAGCUGUUUCCCUCGCAGGAGGACUGGCAGGACCUGGAGGGCUCGGUCUACAGGCUUUUGGUGAUCCUCCUCUGCUGCUUGGCCACCCAGCGCUUACCCCACUUCCUGCACCCAGAGGAGAACCUCUUCCAAGGAGAGCCGCUGGACCUCAGCUCGCUGUACUGCAAAGUGGAGAGCUUCGCCCGGGACCCCUGUCGCUUCCUCCGCUUUCACUUCAGCCUCCCUGUGUACACCGAUGGCCUGCAGGCGGACCCUGGCAUAAAAGCCCUCCUGCAGCUCCCGGCCAAGGACAGGGCCUACUGGGACACAGCCUAUUUCGACAUCCUGCUCAGCCAGUUCCAGGUGUACCGGAUCCAGGACUGCGCGCGCCGCUUGGCUAUGUCCCAGCUCCUGUCCAAAGUCCGGAGAGAAGUGCCGGUGCAGAGCUGAGCAGGGCCCCGCCACCAGCCCAUCUGAGUGUAACCCCAUUUGCCUUCCCCACUGUGUAGGCCCUUCUCUGCCAGCACCCUGAGCUCCCUGCAGGGAGAAGGGAAAUCAGCCAGAAGAGGAAAGGACACAGACAAGAAACCUUUCUCUCCUUUAACAACCGGAGAGACUGACCCAGCUCUCUGCCUCCUUCCUGUAGAAGGCUCUCAAGCUG